Cryptomeria japonica (Japanese cedar) is the source of this 1572-nucleotide messenger RNA. RefSeq names its product ribonucleoside-diphosphate reductase small chain. The record is from RefSeq and is a predicted model, not a curated record. Gene Ontology annotation, biological process: deoxyribonucleotide biosynthetic process. Lineage: Eukaryota; Viridiplantae; Streptophyta; Pinopsida; Cupressales; Cupressaceae. The coding region runs from base 217 to 1206 and encodes 329 amino acids. The transcript is spliced from 10 exons. Gene Ontology annotation, molecular function: oxidoreductase activity.
AGAUCGAAUCACACCCUUUCGCUGAAAAAAUGCAACGGACUGGGCGCCACCUAUCUCAGCCUCAAUUCAAUAUAUACAUCCUUAUUCCUCAAUCUAGUUGUGUGCUAAUUUUUAGCUGAGGGUCAUCCAUCAGAAGAAGGUGCCUCCGUUUCUGCGAUAAGCUUAGGCCUUUUCUUCCUCUCUCUUUUUCUGAAUUUAAUCAGUUCAAGAUCAAUCAUGGUGGUGAUUACUGAAGAGCCUCUGUUGAUGGAUAAUCCCCAGAGGUUUUGUAUGUUCCCAAUCAAGUACCCUCAAGUUUGGGAAAUGUACAAGAAGGCGCAGGCUAGUUUUUGGACUGCGGAGGAAAUUGAUCUGUCACAGGAUGUUUACCACUGGGAGAGGCUGACCUAUGAUGAGAAGCAUUUCGUUAGUCAUGUUUUGGCAUUUUUUGCUGCUUCUGAUGGGAUUGUCUUGGAAAAUUUGGCUGGCCGAUUCAUGAAAGAAGUUCAACUUCCCGAGGCACGUGCUUUUUAUGGUUUUCAAAUUGCAAUUGAGAAUAUUCAUUCAGAAACAUAUAGUCUCUUAUUAGAGACUUACAUCAAGGACUCUGAGCAGAAGGCCCAUUUGUUCAAUGCUAUUGAAACUGUUCCUUGUGUGACAAAGAAAGCUGAUUGGGCUCUUCGUUGGAUUGAAAGCUCUGAUAGUUUUGCUGAAAGGAUUCUUGCAUUUGCAUGUGUAGAGGGCAUAUUUUUUAGUGGCAGCUUUUGUUCAAUAUUCUGGUUGAAGAAAAGGGGACUGAUGCCAGGCCUAACAUUCUCAAAUGAGCUCAUUUCACGAGAUGAGGGUCUUCAUUGUGAUUUUGCUUGUUUGCUCUAUAGCUUGUUGAAAUGCAAGUUGAGUGAGGAUAGGGUGAGGGGGAUAGUUUGUGAUGCUGUAGACAUUGAAAAGGAAUUUGUUUGUGAUGCUCUACCAUGUGAUCUGGUGGGAAUGAAUGCCAAACUCAUGAGUCAAUAUAUUGAAUUUGUUGCUGACAGGUUGUUGAUUUCACUGGGGUAUGCUAAAGUUUACAAUGUUCAGAAUCCAUUUGAUUGGAUGGAAUUGAUAUCUCUUCAAGGAAAGACAAAUUUCUUUGAGAAAAGGGUUGGAGAAUAUCAAAAGGCUAAUGUAAUGUCUAGUUUGAACAACAGCGAGGGACAUCAUGUAUUUAGGUUGGAUGAAGACUUUUAAAACAGGGGAUUGCUGUUCCAAGUGAAUUGAAUUCUGGUUGAGGAUCUUAAAUUCUUUGAUUGUAUAAAGGCAUCAAAUCAAUGCUUCAGUGUAUUCUUCUUGGUGAUGGAUCUAUAUUUCUUUCUUAGGAGGUGUGUGAGAUGGAUGAAGACUUUUAAGACAGAAGAUCAACAUACCAAGUGAACAAAAUUCUAGUUGAGAAUCAUAAAUCCCUUGAUUGUAUUGAAGCAUUGAAUCAAUGCUUGAUCAUAUUCCUUCCUGGUGAUCAAUCCGUAUUUCUUGCUUAGGAGGUGUGUGUGAGAUGGGCAUUUUAUAAUUGCAGAAAAUUUGCUGUUUCAAUCAAUCAAUGUAAAUUGUGUCUUUCUA